Molecule: messenger RNA, 2261 nt
Organism: Pezoporus occidentalis (night parrot)
Lineage: Eukaryota; Metazoa; Chordata; Aves; Psittaciformes; Psittacidae
Product: beta-1,3-galactosyl-O-glycosyl-glycoprotein beta-1,6-N-acetylglucosaminyltransferase 7-like
Exons: 5
Coding region: 611-1909 (432 amino acids)
Cellular component (GO): membrane
Molecular function (GO): acetylglucosaminyltransferase activity
Source: RefSeq, a predicted model, not a curated record
GUUCUCAUCAGCCAGCAUGCUCGGUUAGCAGUGCAGAGGUUAAAGCCUCUGAGGUAAGGCAAUACUAUUUAUAAUCAUCAGCAAUGUACUCUACAUAUUUGAAAGUCUGAUUUCGGUCCUUUAAAGGCUGUCUGAGAAAGAGUGGCAACAGAAUUUAGAGAAGCUAAAGUUUUUACUCAUUACUGUGAAGCAGAGGAAAUUUCUGAAGCCAAACAGCAUUACUGCAGAAUAAAUAUGCUAAGCAUUGCGGGAAGCCAGAUGAAGCCCUAAAUGAAAACAUUCCCGUUAAUGUUUAACCCCUUUCACUUACACCAGAUCCCCACACAAGCGACAGAAUGAAGAACACCGUCUGAAUUCUGCUGAAGGACAAUGGGACUCUCCAUUUAUUUUUAUGAUGCUGCCGUCUCCUGGCUAAUUUCAUACAAGACUGAUGAGCAGUACUGACAGAACAUACAGGCAAAAUGGAUGAACCCUCCACCUAACAUUCAACUCCACUUUCUGGAAUGCCAAGUGGAAAAGAGGCAUUCUUCCAGCAUGAAAUCCAGUGCAUACCAAUAAACUGAACACUUAAUUCAACUACAAUGAGAAGACAGUAUCUGGAAAAUAGAAGAUGAACCCACUCGAUGCAACAAAAUCAGGAUUUUUACUCUGCAUUGCUGUCUGCAUGUUCAUCUACACUUUCAUCUACCUGAAGGAUAUACUUUCUGAAGGGCCAAAUGAACAAAAAUUUAAUGCAAAUAUAGCAGAGUGUGGAUUUUACCCGGAUGAGCUUUGUUCAGCUCUUUUUGCAGGGAAAACUGCUGCCUUUAAAAUUGGAAACUCUUGUCAGAAUACCUACCAACCUAAAAUACUCAGCUGCAUUCAGACUUCAUGCAACUGCUCUGUGGUUUUGAAGACACUGCAUUUUAUCACAAGACCACUGUCAGACGAAGAAGGGAAUUUCUCCUUGGCAUACAUUAUUACAAUUCACAAGGAGCUGGAAAUGUUUGUAAAGCUGCUAAGAGCUAUUUAUAUGCCUCAGAAUAUUUACUGCAUACAUGUUGAUGAGAAGUCAUCACAGGAUUAUAAAGCUGCUGUUCAAAACAUUGUCAAUUGUUUUGAAAAUAUUUUUCUUUCCUCAAAAAGAGAAAAUGUUGUUUAUGCAGGAUUUUCAAGAUUACAAGCUGAUAUUAACUGCAUGAGAGAUCUAGUUCGUUCCAAAAUUCAGUGGAAUUAUGUUAUUAAUCUAUGUGGGCAAGAUUAUCCCAUUAAAACAAACAAAGACAUUAUACAAUACAUUAAAAGUAAAUGGAAUGGUAAAAAUAUGACUCCUGGGGUAGUUCAACCACUUCAUAUGAAACAUAGGACACAAGUUAGUUACAAGGAGUAUGUACAUUCUGGAAUGUCAUACGUGUAUCCAACAAAGAAUACAAAAGCUAAACCUCCAUAUAAUUUGACUAUAUAUUUUGGUAGUGCUUACUACAUACUCACUAAAGAAUUUGUAGAGUUUACACUGACUGAUGCACGUGCAAAAGAUUUGCUUGAAUGGUCAAGAGACACGUACAGCCCGGAUGAACACUACUGGGUCACACUGAAUCGCUUAAAUGAUGCUCCAGGGGCUACACCACAUGCAGACUGGGAAGGAAACAUACGAGCCAUUAAAUGGAAAGAUCAAGAAGGAACCAUACACAAAGGCUGCAAAGGUCAUUACAUCAGAGACAUUUGUGUCUAUGGACUAGGGGAUUUGCAGUGGAUUAUAGAGUCACCUCAUCUGUUUGCCAACAAAUUUGAGCCUGCAACAUACCCACUUGUUAUGGACUGCCUAGAGAGACGCUAUAGGCUUAAAGUACUGCACCAGGCAGAAGUCCCCAUCGAAGAUCACUGGCGUUUUCAGGAAGAGAACUACUUCAACAUGAAGCUGAAUGUUUGAGCUUAACUAACAUCUAAACAAGCGUUCAAAAUACUGACAGAAAUGUUAACAUUCUUAGCCAUAGACUUCACUCUGUGCAUUAUAGCAUAAGUACAAUACUGUACUACCAGCUUGCCAGUGAAAUAAACAGUUCUUAUUUAUUACAGUAAGAUAAACAGCUACAAUUAAUGGGUUAAUUCUCAAAGAAAAUGACGUGUCUGAAUCUAUAAUUUACUAAAGACAAGGGGGAAUUUCAUAAUCCUUUAAGUGAUACAUUUAACUGGAAAAAUGCAUGUUCCUUGUGUCCUUGGCAAAAAAAGGACUAACCAGUAUGAAAACAAUAAAAUGGAUGCAAGACCGAACAAAGAUAAAA